This is a messenger RNA of Aplosporella prunicola CBS 121167, 2682 nucleotides long. RefSeq lists its product as uncharacterized. Bases 1 to 2682 code for a protein of 893 amino acids. Lineage: Eukaryota; Fungi; Ascomycota; Dothideomycetes; Botryosphaeriales; Aplosporellaceae. Gene Ontology annotation, molecular function: zinc ion binding; DNA-binding transcription factor activity, RNA polymerase II-specific; DNA binding. Gene Ontology annotation, biological process: regulation of DNA-templated transcription; DNA-templated transcription. The record is from RefSeq and is a predicted model, not a curated record. The transcript has 4 exons.
AUGGAGUCCAGCUCGACGAUCGCCUCGCAUGAAGGCUCGCAGGGUGCGGGGUUGAAGAGCGCGAGCUCCAAAGUCCGGGCCAAGAGCAGGAAGAAGGACUUGGACGAGCAGGUCAAGCGCCGCUGUGUCAGUACCGCCUGCAUUGCUUGCCGCCGCCGUAAAUCAAAGUGCGACGGCAACACUCCCGCCUGUGCCGCUUGCGCCUCCGUAUACAACACCGAAUGCGUCUACGACCCGGGCUCCGACCACCGCCGCAAGGGCGUCUACCGCAAGGACAUUGAGGGCCUGCGCACCCGCGAACGCACCCUCCAGACCAUCAUCCAGGCCAUUCUCAACUACCCCGAAUCCGAAGUCCCCGCCCUGGUCCACCAGAUCCGCACUUGCGAGAGCCUCGACACCGUCGCCGAGCAGAUCCUGCUGCACGACCAAGAAAAGGAAGACGAGGAUGAAGAGCCCGUCUCCGCCGCCGUCGAUGUGCCCCAGGGCACUUUCGAGGGCAAUCUGUCGGGCAAGAUGGGCCAAAUGCGGCUGGAAGACGGCUCGCAACGAUACAUUGGAGGCACGUCGAACCUGAUAUAUCUGGGGCAAGGCUCCGACACUGAAGACGACUCGUUGUCGUCGGGGAGGUCCGAUGCCUACCAACAGCUGGAAGACCCCGUCACCUCAUGGACAACGGCCACCGACGACCCGGAGCUCGUCGUGCAUCUCAUGAACAUGUAUUUUACCUGGCAUUACACCUUCUUCACAACCUUGUCGAGGCCCCUGUUCUGGAAGGACUUUCUACUCGGCAAACCCCCGUCAGACUCCGGAAGAAAAUACUGCACGCCUCUACUUGUUAAUGCCAUGCUGGCUCUUGGCUGUCACUUCACGUCAAUACCGGCCGCUCGAGCUAAUCGGGACAAUUCUGCCACCGCUGGAGACCACUUUUUCAAAGAGGCCAAGAGACUGAUCAUGGAGAACGACGAGCACGAGAAGCCGAAAAUCACCACGGUUCAAGCAUUGGCGUUGAUGUCGGUCAGGGAAGCUGGUUGUGGGAGGGAAGCGAAGGGCUGGGUAUACAGUGGAAUGAGCUUCCGCAUGGCUUGUGAUUUGGGAUUGAAUCUGGAUUCCUCUGGCCUCGCAUCAGCCAAAGGCACAGGGCCCGAUGACGACGAAGAAGAUGCGCGCCGCAUAACUUUCUGGGGAUGUUUCCUCUUUGACAAGUGCUGGUCAAAUUACAUGGGCCGUUUGCCGCAAUUGCCUUCAAACAUCAUCACCGUGCCUAAAUUCGAAGUGUUCCCCGUUGAAGAUGCAGACACCUGGAGCGCGUAUACCGAUUCAGGAUUCAAUCAGGCCAAUGCACAGCCAUCUAGGACACGAGCAGUCUCGCGCCAGAUUACUGCUCUCUGCGAGAUCAGCAACGACUUGAUGAAUUCUUUUUACAACCCCACAAGCAUGGAUAAGACCAAAGGCAAGCAAGCCGAGCUCAAGAAACUGAGCGAUCUCCACCAGAAGUUGGAAGCCUGGAGGCGAGAACUUCCGAAGGAGCUGGAGCCGCGGGAAGGCGGCUUACCGUCGAUCUUGGUCAUGCACAUGUUUUUCCAGCUCCUCUUCAUUCAUCUCUUCCGCCCUUUCCUGAAAUACAACCAAGCCACCUCUCCGCUCCCAGCAAACGUCUCGCCACGCAAGCUUUGCACUCAAGCUGCCGGUUCGAUAUCCAAGCUCCUCCGUCUCUACAAGCGCUCCCACGGCCUGCGACAAAUCUGCAACAUCGCAGUAUACAUCGCCCAUUCGGCAUGUACCAUUCAUUUGCUGAACCUUCCCGAAAAGAAUGCCCGUCGGGAUAUAAUUCACGGUGUCAAGCACCUGGAGGAAAUUGCAGAAGGCUGGCUCUGCGCCCGCCGCACGCUUUCCAUUCUGUCCGUCCUCGCGCGCAAAUGGAAUGUGGAGCUGCCCGAAGAAGCUGCCACCGUCAUCGCCCGCACCGACGACAAAUUUGGCGCAUACCACCGCGGCUCGCUUUCGCCGCGAAGCGCGGCCGGGACCACGCACCACCUUCAUACACACCCCAAUCCGCUUCCCCAGCUAAUGCACAGCUAUGGCUUCACCGAAUCCGCGCACCGCAACACAUCAAGUCUGAGCGGGUUGUCCGCUUUCCCCGCCGCGACAAUGGCGUACGCACGGCGUGCCUCUGACACGCGCAGUCUGACACACCCACCCCAAUCAGCAGCAGAGAUACAACACGCACGAGCAACACGGCAAGCGGCGGCGGCGGUCAAUACACCGACGGAGGCAGUCGCGACGCCAAACAGUAUGACGAACAACGCGGUCGCAACGGCCGGCAGCUCGCCCAGCGACCUGUUUGGCGGCGUCGACGCGCUGCUGCGUGAGAGCCAAGACAACUGGUGGCUGCGGGACCAGUCGCAGCUCGCGCUCGGCUUCGACAACUGGGGCGGUCUCUGCGGCGAGGAUCUCGCGUACAUGGGCGGACAGGCUGCACAACAACAACAGCAGCAGCAACAGCGACAGGCUCAGGCGCAGGCUCAGCAGCAGGGUCAGCAGCAACGGCAGCCAACGACACCGGUCGCGGCGACAUAUGCUGGCGAUGGGUUUGGCGGCGUAGGCGGGGCCACUGGCGGCCUUGACGGCGUGAGCGGGUACGGUGCCAUGAAUCUGUAUAACGAGGAUGAGUGGUAUCAAUGA